AUGCCUUGUCCCAUGUGCGCCAGCGCGCUCGUCGCGAAUAUCUUGGGAGCCUCCGCCGUGGGCACCGCGGGAGGGGUCGCCGCCCUCAAGAUGAAAGACAAGGCUCGAAAGGUCAAGUCAUCCAAGCCCAAGCCCAAGCCCAAGGCGAAAUGA
Micromonas commoda is the source of this 153-nucleotide messenger RNA. RefSeq lists its product with no specific name. The transcript has a single exon. The coding region runs from base 1 to 153 and encodes 50 amino acids. The record is from RefSeq and is a predicted model, not a curated record. Lineage: Eukaryota; Viridiplantae; Chlorophyta; Mamiellophyceae; Mamiellales; Mamiellaceae.